UCUAUUUUCUAAUAGUUUUCAGCGAUACUGACCUCUUACAUCAAGCCUUUCUGAUGUUGUUAGACUGAUCCGAUACAGCAUGUUCGCUCCCGGGACUGAGAGUCUGAUUAAACAAGCAAGCACAUCUUUUCUUCUUCCUGACUUGUCCAGAGAAAUACAAGAAGAUGAGCUCCAGAAGUUUUAUGGUCGUGUAUCUAAACUACUUCAUUCAAGUCGGGAAGCUGGAGGAGAAGUGGCUGAUUCUCUUCAGAGGCUCCACUUGAUUGUGUCUGCCAACAAAUAUGCCAGAACGCUCCCUCCUGACCUAAUAAAGAAGCUGAGGAUGUUGCUAAGCUUGCCAUCCUGUCCUGAGCAGUUUCAGGUCCUGUCCUCAGCCAUCUUGAGGGAGAGUUUACCCCUCAGUGUGCACAGCCUUUCCACAGAGCUCAGCCAGGACAGCAGAGCACUUACUUAUAUAACCAGUGUGGUGCUCUCUCAGGCUGGGAGCAAAAAGGAUCUGCUUCCUAUCUGCCAGCAUUUACUGAAGAGUCUCGAGUCAAGACCUCCUGAGAUGCAGGUCCCCAAGCACACACUUCCCAUUCUGUCCAAAAUGUUAAAGUUCUCACCAGAUAUUCUCAGUGAAGAUCAGGUGAAUGUAGUUAGUCGAAAGUUGGCUGAUUGGCUGCGAUAUGCCAGCAUUCAUCAAGGAGCUUCCAUGUCCUCUGGAGGAUUUUUUACUAGUCCCAGAACAAGACAGCCAGCACUUAUGACUGAAGUGGAUGGAGCAGUGGCUGGAGACUUCUUCACAGUGCUGUGUUUGGGACAGAGCUACACUGAGGAUCAGUGGAUGAACAUGUACACUUUUUCCAUGCUCAGGAGCUGGCUGCUCACCUAUGACACAGGUGGAACCUCCAACACAGAAGCAGCCCCAAAAAGAACACAGGUCACUCAUAUUUCACAGCAAGUCAUUGAGGGUAGUAGUGGAUUGUUCUUUGCUCUCGGUGUAGAUGAUCGAUCUGAGUUGGACAGCUCGGUCAUGUCCAUGGUCUCAGCCACAUCCUCAUCAAGCCGACUCCUACCACCGAAGGAGCGACUCAGGGAGAAAGCAUUUGAGUAUUGUCACCGGCUCAUUGAACAGAGUGACCGGAAGGCCAUGAAGAAAUUUGAUGCAGAGCUACAGAAGGCGUGCAUUGUGGAGUCAGUGGCCAUAAUGGACAUCAUUUGCAGUGAGGACCCAUCCUAUGUGUACCGUGCCUUUCCUUGUAUCAAAGCACUAUACAGCAGGCUGAGUACAGACCUGGGGUUUGCUCGAGCACUACUGCCCAUCGCUCAGUUCUACCUCAACCACAGUGAAACCGCCGCUGUAGAUUCAGAAGUAGUCCUCUGCCAACUCUUUAGCCGCUUUCCAGCUGAGCUCUUCAAUGAAUCCAUUCUGGCCUUCGAGUUUAUCCAGUUCUGCCUCCACAACAUGAAAGUACUGCAGGAUAAAGUACCUAUCUACAGGCAAAGCUUUCCUAACCUGCUUAAGUUUCUGGCAUGGAACAGUCCAGGGCUGAUAUCAGAGUUUAUGGAGCUGCUGCCUUCUUUUUUGGCUCCUGAAACAGCAAUCGAGUUACUUCACUCACUGCUAGAUCUUCCCUGUCUGGCUGCAGCCCUGGACCUCCAGCACAGGUCAGCGUGUUAUCAGGCCAGUGAACGAGUCAUUUGGGACCAGCAAGGUUCCAGGAUUGCUGCCUCUCUGGAAGCCUUUCGCCAGCCUUCAUACAGAGGACUCUUCCUUUACAUCCUUCGACCAGAAGCAGGCAGCGGAGACACCAUCGACAGGUUAAGUAUGCUUCACGAGGCUCUAGAGGGAAUGGCGGAAAGUCCACGUGUGGUGCGCUGUGCCCAGAUUGUCCCUGUACUUCUACAUGUUUACUUCAACACAAUUACUCAGAUGGCUGAUGGGAAGCUUAUUAACCAGCUUUUGUUGGUACUGCUGGAAAGAAGCAGUCUUCUGUACAACGUCAAGAAUUUCAGCACUGAAGUGCAGAGAGUGUUUAGCACACACCUGCGGGCCCUGUGCAAGCUGCAUCCACCUCUGAUUGUUGAUCAGUACAAGGAGUUGCUGGAAUUUGCCAGUGCUACAACCAACAUCUACAGUAAAGAGGACUUCUACACACAUGUGGUGUGGGUAAUAGGGGAGUAUCUGUCACUUUCCUACGACCCUCGCUGCACUGUGGAUCUAAUAACGUCAUUUUUUGAGGGACUCGAGCCAAUACUGUUUGAGAUCACGCAGGUGCGACAGUUUUCCAGCCCACCACGCUACUCUCCACGUUUGCUUACUGUGCUCAUGACUGCACUGGCAAAGUUGGCAUCCCGCAGUCAGGACCUCAUUCCCCGAGCAUCUCUGUUCCUGUCUAAGAUGCGUGCUUUUGCGCAUAGUGGACCAGUGACAUCAUGCUUCAGUGAGGAGGACAGCGAGGAGAUCGUUACACGAGCCCACGAACUUAUAAACCUCCUCAAGCUUCCUAAUGUGGCCCAGUUUGUACUGGCACCAUCGACUCAAAGUGACAGCCCUCGGUGGCACAGAGACACUAAUGCUGCAUUACCACAGCACAUGAGAGCUAUCAGUGACGUGCUUCACUGCCAUUCCAACUUUCUGCCUGCUUGAAGCUUCGCUGGGUGCGGAGACAUAACGACUCCUGUCUAUCACAAGUACAGAGUUCAGCACAAUCUCGCUUAUUACCAUCAAGACUUUAAAUUAUACACAUUGUUACUGGAUUAUAACAUGUCUGAAAAAAUAAAUGAUACAUUUCUGAUGA
This is a messenger RNA of Trichomycterus rosablanca, 2783 nucleotides long. RefSeq names its product adaptor related protein complex 5 subunit zeta 1 (gene ap5z1). The record is from RefSeq and is a predicted model, not a curated record. The coding region runs from base 80 to 2632 and encodes 850 amino acids. Gene Ontology annotation, cellular component: AP-5 adaptor complex. The transcript is spliced from 19 exons. Lineage: Eukaryota; Metazoa; Chordata; Actinopteri; Siluriformes; Trichomycteridae.